GUCCGAAAUCAGAAACCUCCUUGUCAGAAACUGUCUUUUCUGUGUGACCUUGCGAGAAAAAUGGCAGCUCUAUCAACAUCAAAAAAGAUGUUAAAGGUUGCCUCGAAAUUGCUUUCGCGACGAUGCUUCUCAACAGGGCGCGUCCUGGCCGCCCAGCAGAUGAACGUGAGGGAUGCGCUCAACUCUGCGCUGGACGAGGAGAUGGAACGAGACGAACGAGUGUUCAUUCUGGGCGAGGAAGUGGCCAUGUAUGACGGCGCGUACAAAGUUAGCCGCGGACUCUGGAAGAAGUACGGCGACAAACGAGUCAUCGACACGCCGAUCACAGAAAUGGGCUUCGCCGGCAUCGCCGUCGGCGCUGCCAUGAACGGUCUGCGACCCGUCUGCGAAUUCAUGACCUUCAACUUUAGCAUGCAGGCCAUCGAUCAGGUGAUCAACUCGGCGGGCAAAACCUUCUACAUGUCAGCCGGCGAGAUCAACGUGCCCAUCGUGUUCCGAGGGCCGAACGGCGCCGCUGCCGGAGUCGCCGCCCAGCAUUCGCAGUGCUUUGGCGCGUGGUACAGCCACUGUCCGGGCCUCAAGGUCAUCUCUCCCUACAGUGCUGAGGACGCAAAGGGCCUGUUGAAAGCUGCCAUCCGAGACCCCGACCCCGUGAUCUGUCUGGAGAACGAAAUCCUCUACGGUACGGCGUUCGACAUGUCGGACGAGGCGCUGUCCAACGAAUUCGUCCUGCCCAUCGGCAAGGCAAAGGUCGAAAGGCAGGGCAAGCACAUUACCCUAGUUUCUCACUCAAAGUCCGUGGACACGUGUCUGGAGGCGUCCAAGCUGCUUGCUGGGGAAGGCAUCGAGUGCGAGGUCAUCAACCUGCGGUCCCUGAGGCCUCUCGACAUGGAUACGGUGCUCAAGUCGGUUGUCAAGACGCACCGUCUGAUCACAGUGGAGCAGGGUUGGCCACAGUGUGGCAUUGGAGCUGAAAUCUGCGCCAGAGUCAUGGAGAGUGAGGUCUUUUUCCACCUGGACGCCCCGGCCGUUCGGAUCACCGGAGCCGACGUCCCUAUGCCCUACACCAAGAGCCUCGAGAUUGCUGCCCUGCCACAGCCCUCGGAUGUGGUCCGCACGGUCAAGAAGCUACUGGGUGUCUAAUGAGUCGCCAGCAGCAGUGAAUCCUAUAUGAACAAACUGAAUUUCUUUUCUAAUUGAAUUCCUGUCAAAAUCCUCUUUGAGAGAAUUUAAUUUCUUUUCUGUUAUGCAACAACGCCAUUUAAUGUUGUUUAUGUAGAUUCGGAAUGAUUGGUUUCUUUGGCUCCGAGAGCUGUUCUUGUCCUCACCUAAAUUCAGUAGAACGGAGAGUAAGGAGGCAGAUUGUGUACAUUUUGACUUGCCAGCUGUACAUGUUUAAAAGAGGCCAUAUGUAGAUAAAUAAAAAUGCAAUUAAACUAGAUUACCUUAUCAUCUCAA
Messenger RNA from Neocloeon triangulifer, 1458 nucleotides. RefSeq names its product pyruvate dehydrogenase E1 component subunit beta, mitochondrial (gene Pdhb). Gene Ontology annotation, molecular function: pyruvate dehydrogenase (acetyl-transferring) activity. The transcript has a single exon. Bases 61 to 1143 code for a protein of 360 amino acids. The record is from RefSeq and is a predicted model, not a curated record. NCBI's taxonomy places the organism in Eukaryota, Metazoa, Arthropoda, Insecta, Ephemeroptera, Baetidae. Gene Ontology annotation, biological process: pyruvate decarboxylation to acetyl-CoA.